Molecule: messenger RNA, 1875 nt
Organism: Fonsecaea erecta
Lineage: Eukaryota; Fungi; Ascomycota; Eurotiomycetes; Chaetothyriales; Herpotrichiellaceae
Exons: 2
Coding region: 1-1875 (624 amino acids)
Biological process (GO): fatty acid metabolic process
Molecular function (GO): medium-chain fatty acid-CoA ligase activity
Source: RefSeq, a predicted model, not a curated record
AUGGGUCCUGCCCCUCCGACCUCUCGCCUCGUCAACGCGGCGACCUCUCAGCUUAGAAGAGCUGCUGCCGGCCGUAUAGGAGGGACGACGUGUCGGACAGCUUUGUCCAGCUGCUUGGGAUUCUCUUUUCCAAUAUGCAGGCACCCUCGGGGACUCCCAGUCCGGCUGUUGUCGACGCUCCCCUCGUCGCCCAUCUUCGCCGCCAUCGCCAACCACGACCCGAAGUCUGCUGCGGUCAUCCACAGCGCCUCCGACCGGACAUUCUGCUACGGCAGUCUCCUACAUGACGUUGCUGCGGCAAAGGAAAACCUCACCGCUCUCGCUGGAGGGAGAUCUCUGGCGGGUGAGAGAGUAGCUUUUCUGGCAGAAAACGGAUAUGACUAUGUGGUAACGUUCCUCUCGAUCCUCUCGCACGACGCCAUCGCCCUCCCGCUGGCGCACACGCACCCGAGCUCAGAGCUGCGCUACAUCCUCGAGAACAGCGAAGCCACGCUGUUCCUCUCCACGGAGAAGUUCCAGGAAAAGGCGAAAGAGGUGGUGAAAGAGGGACUACUCAACCAUGCCCCGAAGCUGGGAAUCCUCUCCAAGAUCGAGACCGGAGCACGGUCCGCCGAGAACGUCCAGUUGAGCUCUCAGACCUUGGAGCGUGGCGGGUUCAUGCUGUACACGUCCGGGACCACCAGUCGUCCCAAGGGCGUGGUUCUAUCUGUGGCCAACAUGACGGCACAGUCCAGGUCGUUGAUCGAAGCGUGGAAAUACAGCUCCUCGGACCUGCUCCUCCACCUUCUCCCGCUCCAUCAUAUCCACGGCACGAUCAACGCACUAUAUACUCCGCUCAUGGCCGGCGCCGCCAUCGAGUUCGCGUACCCAUUCAAUGCGGACACGGUGUGGAGGCGUCUUGCUGCACCGUUCCUGCCUGACUCCUCCUCUUCAUCACCAGACCAGAAGAAGAGGCCGAUAACUUUCCUCACCUGCGUCCCGACGAUAUACAGCCGCCUCCUGGCAACUCAUUCCUCCCUCUCGCCAGAAAUGCAGACCGCGACCCGCACAGCGAUCACCCCUCGCUAUCUCCGGCUGAACAUAUCUGGCUCUGCAGCCCUCCCGACACCAAUAAAACAAGCCUGGACCGAGCUCUCUGGUGGCAAUGUCCUCCUCGAACGUUACGGAAUGACCGAGGUUGGCAUGGCGUUAUCAUGUGGACUGGCGUUUGAGGAUCGUGUCGACGGUUCAGUUGGGUGGCCCUUACCGGGGGUCGAGAUCCGACUCGUCGAUACCGAGACAGGCACCGUGAUCAAAGACGGCGACGAAGUGGAUGAAAACGGUCAACCGCGCGAAGGAGAAAUCCAGCUCCGUGGUCCGACUGUUUUCAAGGAGUACUUCCGUAACCCGUCCGCGACCGCGGCAGAAUUCGUUGAGUCUGAGGACGGCAAAGGAAAUUGGUUCAGAACUGGCGACGUGGCAAUCCGCCAACUCCUCCCGGGAACCGGCAACAGCGAGCAACCCUGGGCCCACGGGCCGAUGUACUUCAUCCGCGGCCGCAAGUCUGUCGACAUUAUCAAGACCGGGGGAGAAAAGGUGUCGGCGCUGGAGAUCGAACGAGAACUCCUCGCGCUCCCUGAGAUCGCCGAGGCCGCCGUGGUGGGCAUCCCGAACGAGCAAUGGGGCCAGAAGGUCGCGGCGGUCGUGGUCCUGAGCGACAAAGGGACGAGCGGCGGCCGCGGCGGCAAGCCGUGGGGCGUGAUGGACAUGCGUCGCGCCCUGAAGGAUAAAUUGGUCAACUACAAGAUCCCGCAGGAACUCAAGGUCGUGGAGAGCAUACCCCGGAAUGCCAUGGGGAAGAUCAACAAGAAGAUGCUCGUCAAGCAGGUCUUUUAG